AUGGCGUUGGGCGUCUGGCGCGGUGCGCGGUGCCUGCUGGUUGGCAAAGACUGCCGCACGCCCGACGCCGCUUGCACCCGCUUCACGCCUCACGUUCGCGCCUUCGCAAGGAUAAAACGCGUCGUUGGGGGAAAGGACGUCGCUUGUGGCACCCAACUCCGGGCGGCAUCUCUGAGGAAUUCGUCAAAUUCUCGUCAUUUAUGUGGUGCGACAAUAUUAUCGCACAACAACGCCAUCACCGCAGCACAUUGCGUUCAAAAUGAACCGGACUAUUACUUCAUGCAAUUGAAUAAUUUCUGUUUUAAUACCCAAGGUGUACCUAAGACUCCGGUACUGAAAAUUACUAGACACGAUUUAUAUGAACCAUCCUCUCACGUACACGACAUAGCCGUCCUACAAAUAAAGCUCAAUUUCACAUCGUUCAACGCGACUAUAUUACCUAACUCCUCUUUCGGUGUAUCAGGCAAGUGCACAAUAUACGGGUACGGAUACAAAGACGUAGAGAACAAAGGAACAACGGAAACUUUGCAGUCUGCAGAAGUAAAACUUAUUUCAUUAGACGAAUGCACGUCAUCCCUUGGGCCAUACAUCGCCCCACAACCCGAGGGCGGGAUGAUUUGCGCUAUUGGAGAUGGCGUAGACGCUUGCCAGGGUGAUUCGGGAGGACCACUCAUAUGUUCAGGCUAUAUCCAAGGCUUAAGUAGUUAUGGACUUGGCUGCAAUAUUCCUGGAAAACCCGGUGUCUACGUUAGUACUGGUGCUCAUUUGACAUGGAUAAUGCGUGUGAGUGAGGAGAAUUAA
Messenger RNA from Pieris macdunnoughi, 801 nucleotides. The record is from the annotation of a GenBank genome assembly. NCBI's taxonomy places the organism in Eukaryota, Metazoa, Arthropoda, Insecta, Lepidoptera, Pieridae.